Messenger RNA from Amoebophrya sp. A120, 2973 nucleotides. Lineage: Eukaryota; Dinophyceae; Syndiniales; Amoebophryaceae. The record is from the annotation of a GenBank genome assembly.
AGUCUCACUCAGCGACAGAAGUGAUGAAUCGGAACUCACUUGUUUUAUGCUCGAGAAAAAUUACACUUGUGAUAACUAUACCACUUUCUGGGAACAACACGAAACUGAGCCUUUUUAACUGAAACAUAAAGAAGCGAUUGCGAAGAAGAAGAUUCGAUCUUGUUUCUAUUUUUCUCUCGGACUAGUUGCAAUAAACCCUAAACACGUUUAUUGCUCAACUGCGACUAUCGAGAUUAACCACCUAAAUCUACGUAUAGAAGCGAUCCUAAGUGUAAGUUCCAAGAAGCAGCGAAACCUCGACAAAAUGGCUUCCUCCGCUGCAGUGCCCGCUAGUAGUGGAGGUCCUCCCUCUGCCAAGGUCCGGAUUCGAAACUUCGCCGGUCAUGAAGAAGUUUUAAGCGUGAAUCCAGAUUCCUGUACAACCAUCGGCGACCUGGUGGAGGCUUUCUACGCACAGGACCUGGCUGCGAAGUUCUUGAAGGUUGGGCAAUUGUACCCGCCCAAGCACCGCCUGAAAUGGCUGAAGUGGGAGGAAGAGGCAUCUGAAGAGGAGAAGUCAGCCGAGGAAGGAGCUGAGAAAGACGACGCAGCAGGAGCAGGCGAUGGGUUUUUGCCCACCAGCGCCAAGUUGGAUUUCCGUGCGGGGACUGCGUAUCAGUUCGUCAUCGUGGCUGCGCGCGAUUGGCAGGCGAACCUGGAAAAGCUGAAAAGGCCACCGCGACAAGAACCGAAAGCCGAUUAUCAAGUGCAAACAUGGUUGGGUCUGGAAAAGUGAAACCUGUAAUGCUCGGCUUGCACGACUGGAAAACAAACGAAAGGAAAAUCUGCAGCGCAUGAUUGACAAAUAAAGCAUGACCGCUUUCGUCGUGCAAAUGCAUCGCAGUUCGUGAUGCACGCUACGCAUGAGAAGGCGUCUGAACAAUUUAUUGUCAUGCUAGACUGCUAACAUGACAGAGGAUGCCCAGUCAUGCCAACCCAGCAUCACAAGUAUCCAGACCUACACAUGGUUGCUAUGGAUACGGAUACCGCUUCCGCCGUCGCAACAGGCGACGAGGAUGAAGAUGACCCGAGUAUCCUGAGUAGAAACGUUCGCACCCCAGGUUGAUUGUCAUGCAAAUCUGCAUGCCUAUGAUCAGAUAUUUCUGAUGCGCAGCCUCGACAUGUACAUGAGUAGCAUUUUCUAGUGGUGUUGUGGACCUUGGUAUGCUUGAUAAAUCAGGAUCAUCAGAAGCAACGGCAACCUCGAUCAGUGUUGCUGCCCAACUACUAACUCGCUACACAUGGCUACACUGCGUCGGGUCCAAACUACUCAUGCGCAACAACCAAAACCUGUUGAGUUGUCUAGCAGAUGACUUGCUCCCAUGAUCGUGACUCUGCUGAUGUGGUGGGAACAACGACGUUUUUACACAUGAUAUUGAGUUGGAUGACGGAUUUCUAUAACGGCUACUGGAAGCGGAUCGAUGACUUUUUCGGUUCCAUGUCCCUCUCCGAUGGAGAGGACUUCAUUUACGAUCGCGCCUAUUUAAUUCCGCCGUCCCCGGCCGAUAUGUGGACGAACCGGGCGGACUGGAAGCCCUGGCGUCGCGUAGUGGAGACCCUCGCGGCAAACUUGCCGCAUCGGCAGUAUGUGCGUAAUGACAAGUCCGGAGAAGGAGAACCAGGGAGAAACCCGGACUACUUGUCGCCGUACAGAAGGAGCUUAUUUUGGCCGCUGGUCCGGGCCGUGCUCAUGCUCCCCGUGCGAGAAUGGAAAAAGCACGGAGAAAAGACGCAGUUUUUCGCUUUGCCCGAACGGGAACAGUACGCGCAGGCCGCCGUGGCCGCAUUCCUAUUCGACAGCAAGUUCUGCGGCAGUGCGCGUUGGGGCGACGCGGAAGAUGCCGCUUUCGCAAUCGCUCUGGAUACAGCGGAAAUGUCGGCUGGCGCUGCUGCGAAGGUUGUCGCGAAGCAGUUUGCAUCCGGGCAAGAGAUUUACACCUACGAUCCGGAUCGCUCGCUCCGGCAAAGAUACGGCUGGGAUAAGAAGCCGCCACUGGUGAUGACGGACUUCCUGAAACAGAUAAACCGCGGCAGGGCUACCAAACGUUGCUCGUCCUACAGACACCCGAUGAGGUUGCUACUUCGCAAUCUUUAUCAUCUGCAAAAUUAUCGCGCUUGUUCGUACUAAUUCCAGUCAUGCGUGACACAAAUCCAACUUUCCCCCUGAACUUUCUUGAGAUGAUUUGUUUUUAUUGUGAUGCGGUUCAUAUUAGUAGUGCGAGGAUCAGGAUACUUUUGCAAUGCAUAAUCUUCAUACCAGAGGGAAACUGGAACAGUUCCAGGCAUCGUUGUGCAGAUUGUGUGACCUUGCUGGCCUCAAGCUGGAGUGGAUGUCGGAAACGGUGCCAUACUUCAUGAAACACAACGACAAGUCCGCUUGGGAGACGUACAAGCAAGAAGAGAAGGAGCGCCACACGAUGCACGGCAUUGAGCAUGACGCACACUUCAUCGCCACGAGCGUCGGGGGUAUGGCGGUGGCAGCACUCGAGAUGUGGUCGCUUCUGGUUUCCGAGAUCAGGGAAUGUUUCCCAACAGCGGAGCUCUCGUUCGACUUCACUACCACGAUGAAGGAUCUGGAAGACCAUGUCGCAGCAGCGAACGCCGACAUUGUCAGCGUCAUGGAGAAUCUUGGAAUCGCCAAGCAGAUCGACGACGCUUUGGCGGCGGUGGAUUUGUCAUAUACAUGGGAGCGCAAUUUCGCUCCAGGCCUGCGAAAUACGUUCGUCGACAACAAGUUUUCCGAUUCCGAUUUACCUGCGGAAGUCAGAUAAAGUGAUGAAAUGCGUGGCUGGCUAUAUGGAAUAUUGGAAAUUGACCGUGCUUGUUGUUAUUUCAGAAAGUGCACAAGAGCCUCGAAGAAGCUGCAGACUGUAGCUCGAUGAACGGAGAUGAAAUUAUUGCGUCGACGAGCAUGAGUCUCAUGAUCCAUUGUUU